Messenger RNA from Bactrocera latifrons, 5255 nucleotides. RefSeq lists its product as uncharacterized. The transcript has 13 exons. Gene Ontology annotation, cellular component: postsynaptic membrane; cell surface; synapse. The record is from RefSeq and is a predicted model, not a curated record. Gene Ontology annotation, molecular function: neurexin family protein binding; signaling receptor activity. Gene Ontology annotation, biological process: presynaptic membrane assembly; chemical synaptic transmission; modulation of chemical synaptic transmission. The coding region runs from base 1 to 4800 and encodes 1599 amino acids. NCBI's taxonomy places the organism in Eukaryota, Metazoa, Arthropoda, Insecta, Diptera, Tephritidae.
AUGUUUGUAAAACCAAUCAGUCACGGUGGCAGCUGUGACCGAAUAUUGAGCGACACGAAGCGUAAUCGGCAUACAGUGGCUGGCAGCUACAACAAUAACGGCGAAGAAAAACACAAGGGCAUUGCAACUACAGAAAUAGCAGCAGUAACAACAACAUCACUAUCGACAGCUGCAACAACAACAACAACAACAACAUUUACAACAGCUGGACGAAAAUCAUUAGCUACACCAACAACAGCCGAAGUUGUGAAACUAGCAACAUUAGCAACAACAACAACUUGCACUGCGGAAACAACAACAAUAGCACUAGCAGAAAAAUCAAAAAUUGAUCUACCGCAUUCGCCCUCCUCAACGACUAAACUCAUUUUCACCACAAGCGCGUGCACCCGCCCUCAMACAAACACAACGAUCAAUGCAGCAGCAAUCAAAAAAGCAUAUAACAGUAGAAAACGAAGAAGAAGCAGAAGCAGAGGACACAGUCGCCGCCGUAGCUCAUCGAAGAAACAUAGACGUAAUGCGCGUAGUGACAGUGACAGCGUCAGCUUUAGCUAUUUAUCGCACUUACACAUACAACUACUAGUAAUACAAGGAAUUUGCAUUAUAAGACUGAUAUCAUUAAAGAGAUUUCUACAAAUUCCUAAGCAACAAUCAAAUGUAUUUCUUAAGCGUUUACAAAACUGCCGAAGCAACGACAUUGCAGCGGCUGUUGUCGACUGUCGCUUAGCGCGCACCAAGCACAUGUUGAGGCUAAAACCAAAAACAACAACAAAAACAACAUUAGCACCGACAACAACAACGACUGCGUUAACACCAACAACAAGAAAAACGCCGCAAGCGCGAGUGUCUGAAGUGUCACUGACAACAUCCUCGCUGCCGCCACAGUCGACGUCGCAAACUAAGCACGCACCAGCGCUGUCACCACAAGCACAGCCACAACUACAGCUAGUCACCCACACAUUGUCGCAACCACAGACAUAUUCGCGCGCCCAACCGCAACCACAGAAGCAACUCAAGCGCCAGUCGGCCCAGCAGCAACUGCAGCUACGACUAAAACAACAACCACAGCGACUGGAGCUUCAACUGCAGCUACAACAAGAAGCAAAAACGCAGCAACAACCACAGCAGCUCGAGCCACAACGAAAACAUCAAGAACCACAGCAACUGCAGCUACAACAAAAACCACAGCAACAACAACAWCCGAAGGCAGAAAAAAUAGCAAAUAUCACUUGCGGUUUCGCACAGCGCAUCAUCACGCCGCUGUUGUUGCAAUGUUUUUGUCACUUUCAUUUUAUCAUUACGAAUUACUUUCAUGUCUGCCGCUGGCGUUGGCAGUGUCGCUCAUUACCGUUGUUGUUACAUCGCUCACUCACUGUGUUGAUUUUGUUAUCUUCCUUGUGGCAUGGCACUGAGUGUUUUCACGGCAGCGUCAAAUUUAGCGCGAAUACGGUGAAGACGAAAUACGGUCUGUUGCGCGGCAUUGUGGUGCGUUCGAGUCCAAUGGUUGAAGCAUACUUGGGCAUACCAUAUGCCUCGCCGCCGGUCGGUAGCUUAAGAUUCAUGCCACCCAUCACGCCAUCCACUUGGAAGAAUGUCCGGAAUGCAGAUCGCUUCUCGCCCGUAUGCCCGCAAACGGUGCCCAUACCGCCCAAUGGCCCCGAGGCGUUGUUAGAAGUGCCGCGAGCACGGUUGGCGCAAUUGCGACGUCUGCUACCGUUACUCAGCAAUCAAUCGGAAGACUGUUUAUACUUAAAUAUUUAUGUUCCAUAUGAAAAUCGACGUAAAAGACGCUCCACCAGCAGCAACAGUAUGGAGCACACGCACGAUCCUCCAAACCUACUCGCCACCGUACUACUACUACAUGGUGAAUCAUAUGAAUGGAAUUCGGGCAAUCCAUACGAUGGUUCGGAAUUAUCGGCGCAUGGUAAUAUCGUCGUAGUGACGAUUAACUUUCGCCUCGGCAUAUUUGGAUUCCUGAAAACGGGUGGGAAAGAGAGCGCGCAAGGCAAUUUCGGCUUAAUGGACCUCGUAGCUGGUUUGCAUUGGCUAAAGGAAAAUCUGCCCGCUUUCGGCGGUGAUCCACAGCGCAUAACAUUGCUCGGGCAUAGCACGGGCGCAGCGUUAGCCAACAUAUUGAUGGUUUCACCUGUGGCAAGCGAUCUGGUACAGCGCGCAGUGUUGGUUAGCGGCUCUGCGCUCUCACCGUGGGCCAUACAAAAGAAUCCAUUGUUUGUGAAGCGUCGUGUUGCCGAACAGACUGGUUGUCAUGGCGAUAUGUUGUACGAUGAUUUGGCACCUUGUCUGCGCACCAAAACUGUUGCUGAGCUCUUAGCCGUGAAAAUCGAUCAUCCGCGAUUUUUGAGCGGAUUUGCGCCUUUCAUCGAUGGCACAGUCAUAUCGCCGAAUACCGAUCCAAUUGGAGAAUUAUCGUUGCCUUUAGGUUCUGCUAUUGUUAGUACAUCAGGAAUUGAAUUUGCAAACUUUCCGAAACGCGACCUCAUUUUUUGCCUUACCUCAGUGGAAUCGUAUCUGGAUUUGAGUGCACAAGAUUUGGAAUUUGGUUUUAACGAAACACGACGUGAUCGUAUACUAAGAACAUUUGUUCGUAAUAAUUUUCAUUAUCAUUUAAACGAAAUAUUUGCUGUGUUAAAGAAUGAAUACACCGAUUGGGAGAAGGCCAUACGCAGUCCCCUUAGCUCACGUGAUGCUACUCUCUCCUUUUUGAGUGAUGGGCAUACCGCGGCAGCGCUGAUUAAACUAGGCUAUAUGCAUAGCUUACGUGGUGGUCGCAGUUAUUUUAUACAUUUUAAGCAUAGAACAGUCGAAGAGGAGUAUCCACAGCGAACCGGCUCCGUUCGUGGUGAAGAUGUGCCUUUUUGGUUAGGGUUACCCAUUUCACCACUAUUCCCGCACAACUAUACAACUCAGGAGAAACAGAUUAGUCGCCUUAUGCUGCGCUAUCUCGCGAAUUUUGCGAAAACGGGCAAUCCAAAUCAUUCAGGUUUAGACACACCAUCCAUAGCUGCAUCAGCAUCCCGUUCACCAGGUUAUAUCACUGCACAACUCGACCAUGGCAAAGUGAAACGCGCCUCACUCAAAACACUAAAUGCCGUCAACAAGUUCUUCAACCUCACCAUACCACAUCAACUCAGCCUGCAACAUGCCAGUUUGCUGGACACGAGCGGUGCCAUAAAUCUCGCGCUCAUCUACAAUCAGCGACGUAGCGGUGCAAUGCGUGAACGACGCGCUUACUACAAACGACAUAUGCACAACAGCAACAACAAUAAUAAUAAUAAUAACAACGAAUCGAAUGAAUUACUCAACGCGGCAUUAAGAUUUGUUGCCGACGAGCCGAGCCUUGGACGUGGUGAACAUUUACCCUUCUGGGAUGCCUACGAUGUGGUGAAUCAACUCUACUUGGAAUUGGGUAAUAAGGCAGAGGUGCAGAGUCAUUAUCGCGGUCACAAAUUGUCCAUGUGGUUGAAUUUGAUACCACAAUUGCACAAGCAUUCCAAUAUCAAUGAUCAGUCCAUGCGCCAUCAUCAGUUUCCCGAUGACAUCAGUAAUCGUGAUUUGUACGAAGGUGUCGUACGUCCACAAAUGCAAACGAAACCGCCGGAUGAUGAGGAUACCGUGGUGGUGAAGACGCCAAAAUCGACAACAGCCACAAAGGCUGUGAGUAAUAAUACUAAGACUGGUAUUAAUACUUUGAUUGGCGCUACAACAACAGAAUGCAACCCUGACGGCACGAUAUAUGCGAACAUUGGCGAUAGCGCGUCCACACAACAGCCCGCAGCAACGGAAAAUCGCACAAUGCUGGAGAAUGGUGGUCAACAAAAGGAUCUGGCGACCGCCUCCACCGGACUCAUCGGCAAUUUGGAAAUGUUCCGACGCUUGAGCGGCAAACAAUUUCCCAGCUACACCACAGCGCUGGUGGCCACCGUUGCCGUUGGUUGUUUCUUGCUCACACUAAACAUACUCAUCUUCGCCGGCAUUUAUCAUCAGCGCGAAAAGCGUGCACGUGACGCCAAAACCAAAGAGGAACUACAAGACACGAAUGAGACCAGCAAAACGGCUAGCAUACUCAAAUUGAAUACGCUGGGCGAUGAUGAUGGCAGCAUGCGCUUUGAUGCGCUCACCAGCGGCAAGAGUACGGUCGUUUUCAGCGAAUACAACUACUACGAUGAGAAGCCGCCGAAAGGUUGCGGUAAGGAUGAGAAGCUGCUAGUCGAACUUCCUCCCACACAAACAACCGCACAUAUGGAAUUGAAUUGGCCCGGCGGCGGCGGUGGUUCGAGCAGCACCUUGGACUUGCUGAAGACGAAACAUCACAGCGCUUUAGAGGCGGCCAACUAUAGCGGCUGCAAGGAAGCAGCGGCGGAUAUGCAGCAUCUACAAGGCAUCAGUAAUAUCGAAAUGGCCACAUACAGCGCACAAAUGCCACUGGCACCCGGCAUAGCGGUGCUCGAAACGGCGCUAAUGCCGAGCAGACGUAGCUCGUUCAUGGCUAGUGGCAGUCAGACGUCCAUGCAAUUCGAUUAUGCAGUACAAUCGUCGGAUCAGUUGUCGUUCAAGGAAAUCGAGAAUGCGGUCAAAGUGUCUAACGAUGACAUUGUCAAUGAUUUGGAUGAUGAUAUACCGGAACCGCCACCACCGCCACGUUCAUUUCAAAGCGCACACCUGCAACAACAACAGCAGCAGCAGCAGCAACAGCAAGGUGGCAUUUUGCGUUCGUCGGGCUCAAAUACGGUUUCGUCUACGAGCGGCAAGAAACGUGUACAUAUUCAAGAGAUUUCGGUUUAGUCUUACUCCAAUACGAAUGCUUAUGUAGGUAUGCAUACAAUUACUAAUGAAUACUAUAAAUGAAUAUCGUACAAUGUACUAACUAUUCUAGAAAUAUUUCUCUUUUUAAUUUUUUUUUUACUUUCUUUUGCCGUUAGUUUAGCAAAAUCUAGUUUUAUUGUUGAUAUUUAUUACUUUUUUUUAAACAAUCAAAUUUUUCCGUUAACUUAGCAAACAAAUAGUUCCAGCACAUGUGCAGUUACUUCAACUGUAGCUGAUUUUCACUAAACAUUACUAUAUUCUAUACUUCCGAAAUGUUACCCUGAUUUUCGCGUUCGCUUUUUGGUGGCGCCCAAGAUAUGUCUCUAACUGGCUUCUUAUUUAGCAAAUAAACACCUAACAUAUUCUGCUGUAAAUUAUAUAAUAUUUACGUAUAUAUAUAUAUAUAUUAUAUAUUUAGGAAAAUUUCAGAUACA